GGAAUAGCAUGUGAGUGUGAUUGGAUGAGAGAGAAAAUACGAUAGAUCAUACUCCACGCCAUCCACGAGUAUCAAUAUGUCAGCAGCCCCAUCACAACAAUAAUUAGACAAGCAAACCAUGUCACUGGCAUGGCUUAAUAUAUAACACAACCCGUACCAGUAAGCAGGAUCCAGCAAUGGCGCCAGCACCACGGCAAGAAGCUUCUCCGAAGCUCAGCGUAGUGGAGAGCGCCGUCGUAGCGCCAUGGCCGAUCCCACCGGUGCCGGAGACCUCCCUCCCGCUCACCUUCUUCGAUGUCUUCUGGCUCAACCUCCCGCCGGUGGAGCGCGUCUUUUUCUACCGCCUCGUCCCCGGCCCCGGCGCCGCCGCUACCGCCACCAUCCUCUCCAACCUCAAGACCUCACUCGCCCAAACCCUCCGCGCCUUCUACCCGUUCGCCGGCCGCCUGCGCCUCAGGCCCGGCACCGCCGACCGCCACGAACUCCACUACCAGCCCGGCGACGGCGUCAUCUUCACCGUCGCCAAGUACGACCUCGACGUUGACGAGCUGUCCAUGGACGAGCCGAGGGAGGUCGCCAAGAUGGCACAGCUCGUGCCGUCUCUCCCGGACGGUGGCGCGGUGCUCGCCCUGCAAGCCACCGUGCUGCACGGCGGCCGCGGCCUCUCCAUCGGCAUGGCCCUGCAUCACGCCGCCUGCGACGGGGCGUGCUCCACGCGUUUCCUCCACACCUGGGCAGCGGCCAGCGCCGGCGCCGUCGCGCCGGCGCCCCCUGUCAUCGACAGAACUCUCGUCAAGGACCCAACCGGUCUUUGCGUAGCCUUCAUUAGAGCCAUGGCGAGCACCGAGAAGAAGGAUGACGUCAAGAUGGCCGGCGGUAAGCUCCUCACCACCUUCACUCUGUCCAUGGAAAACAUACAGCGCAUCAAGGACGUCGUGCUGCUCGCCGCGGCUGCCGAGGCGGGCGCGCCGCCGCGAUGCUCCUCGCUGGUUGCCACCUUCGGCUUCAUCUGGUCAUGCCACCAGCGCGCUAAACAAGAUGAGAAAGCAAGUAACGGCGGCGACGGUGACCGGACCUACUUCCUCUUCCCCGUCGACCACCGGUCGCGGAUGGAGCCUCAUCCCAUUCCGGACGAGUACCUCGGCAACUGCGUCGGCGCCGCCCUGCACGGCGCGCCCAAGGACCGGGUCGCCGCGUCCGGCGCUGUUGGCCUCUUCACCGCGUGCACGGCGGUGGCUGCGGCGAUCGAGCAGGCGGUUGGCGUCGGCGGCAUCGGGUCACCGGAGCUGUGGUGGGAGCGGAUACGGGAGGCCAAAUCAUCCGGAGGCGGCGUGCUGAUGGUGGCAGGGUCACCGAGAUUCCGGGUCUACGGCGUAGAUUUUGGGUUCGGGCAGCCGGCGAAAGUGGAGAUCGUAUCCGUGGCGAUGACCGGCGCCAUGGCGAUAGCGGAGAGCCGCCGGAGCAGCGGCGGCAUUGAGGUCGGCAUCUCUCUGCCACCGGAUGCCAUGCGGAGGUUCCAAGAUUGCUUCCAUGAUGCCAUCGCGUGGCUGCAGUGCACCACACCAUUAAACAAGUAAGUACACGUGAUGGAGUGUGCCUCACGGGAGCGCACAAGUAGUAGCAUCACCGUGAUCCGAUCGCUUCAGUUUUUUUUUUCUUUCUUGCGUACGCAUAGCUUCCGUCUUAUGUGACAUUGCUAUUUUUUCUGACGUAUUUUUAUGUACGUGUGUGUUGUUGAUUGUAUGCAUUCGGGUAUGCAUCGUGUUCGGUAUCCGUUCCAUGCUCCAUUUUAAGCAAAUAAAAUCUAACUUUUAUCGAGUAA
Hordeum vulgare subsp. vulgare (domesticated barley) is the source of this 1822-nucleotide messenger RNA. RefSeq names its product malonyl-CoA:anthocyanidin 5-O-glucoside-6''-O-malonyltransferase-like. The transcript has a single exon. The record is from RefSeq and is a predicted model, not a curated record. Lineage: Eukaryota; Viridiplantae; Streptophyta; Magnoliopsida; Poales; Poaceae. Bases 177 to 1577 code for a protein of 466 amino acids.